Peromyscus leucopus (white-footed mouse) is the source of this 853-nucleotide messenger RNA. RefSeq names its product caspase-1. The coding region runs from base 439 to 711 and encodes 90 amino acids. The record is from RefSeq and is a predicted model, not a curated record. NCBI's taxonomy places the organism in Eukaryota, Metazoa, Chordata, Mammalia, Rodentia, Cricetidae. Gene Ontology annotation, molecular function: caspase binding; cysteine-type endopeptidase activity. Gene Ontology annotation, biological process: proteolysis; regulation of apoptotic process. Gene Ontology annotation, cellular component: protein-containing complex. The transcript is spliced from 3 exons.
UCCUGCUAACCCACAGACCUCACAGGCCAGAGACCUUCUCUUCUCCCUCUGCUCUCCCAGCUCCAAUCUCCAGUCUCAUCCUCAGCUCUGCAGCAGGAACAACUGCCACAGCCUUCCCUGCACUCCGGUUCCCAUCUCCUGUGGAUCCCACAGAUCUUCCCUUUCUAACCGUUCUGCCUUAAACUUGUAGCCUUGUCCCAGCUCAUUCUUUGCUUAUGACUGAAACACACUGGCUUCCUACCAGGAGCGAUUCCAAGUAUUGUGGAAAGAUGAUUUCCAAGGUUGACUCUUUGUCAAACUGAGUUUCAGAAGAGUAAGUCUGAUUAGGGAAGGAAGCAUGCCCACACAUGAAUAGGGGUUAUUGCUCAAUCUGCAUUCACGCCCUGGUGGAAACGAACUUUCAGUUUCAGUAGCUCCGGAUGGUAGGAGAGAAACACCAUGGCUGACAACAUCCUCAGGGCAAAGAGGAAGCAGUUCAUCUGUUCAGUGGGUGCAGAGACAAUAAAUGGCUUGCUGGAUGAACUUUUGGAGAAGAAAGUGCUGAACCAGGGAGAGAUGGAGAGAAUAAAAGCUGUAAAUGCCACUGUUAUGGACAAGGCACGGGACCUGUGUGAUUCUGUCAUUAAAAAAGGGCCUCUGGCAUGCCAAAUCUUUAUCACUUACAUUUGUAAUGAAGAUGUUUACCUGGCAGGAGUUCUGGAACUCUCCUAGAAGUGAAGAUGAGAUCUGAUGGACUUCAGUCAUUUUACAGAGCUUCUUCAGGAGUAUGAGUUCUUCUUAGAUGAAAAAAAUCCUUGCACUGAACCAUGUCAUCAUUGGUUUUCUGUUUCAAAUAAAUUUCUGUUUUUUUUUU